UAAACCAUCAGUAUAAGUUUAGUAAAUGGUUAAAACGGUCGAUAAUAAAAUUCUAAGAAAAUGGUUACGAUUGAAGGCGAUGAAAUGCUGCAGCAAAUCAUACAAAUAUUUUACCUGAGUGGAAUAUGGCAAAGUGACGAGGAGUCGAAUUACCGUAAAAUCGUCAAGAGAUUAUUCUACACUUGUUUCGGUGCUUGGCUGCCAAGUUUCUUUGCAAUCAAUGCUUUUCGAUGUGUUGAUCGGAACGAAUCGAUUUUUUCAAUGCAGGCUGCAAUUUUGAUUUCGGUUGUAUACAUGAAAUUUUUGAACCUUCUGUUCAAGAAAGAAGAAAUUCUCGCAUUUCUGAAUGAUCCGAUUGUUGUUCAUUCAAAUGUAAAUCGAGCUGAAUAUGAUCAAGUGAACAGAAAUAUAACGAAAUUUACGAAAUUCGUCCGUCCGUAUUGUUUGGCCAUAUUUAUAACUGCUGUUUUGGUCAUUGUUACAAAACUGCCAAUAUUCUCAGCCGAUAAAGGUUUGCCAUUUUUUAUUAGCUUCACGUGGAACGUUUCAGAAAUUGUUUAUUGGUUGGCGUAUUUGUUCUUAUCGCUGUCAACAGUAUUGUACUGCGUAAUAAAUUUGAUAAAUGUACUAGUUUGGUACAUAAUGUUGAAUUAUUCCAUCGAAUACGAAUUGUUGGGAAAUAAAUUGAAAACUUUAGGUGUGACAACAGUGAAAGUCAAAAAUCAGGACAAAAACAAGAAACCACAGAAACUCAAGAAAAAAGUACUGAACCAGAAAAGCUCGGUACCCGAAAGUAAGAAAUUCGUUGAGAAUUUAAUCGUUUUGGUAAAAGCUCAUCGAAACGUUACCGAAACAGUAGAGCGAUUUCGAUCCUGUUUCUCAACCAUAUUUUUGGCCCAAAUUACAACCAGCGGCAUCAUUAUUUGCGUUUCAGUUUACAGUUUGGCCUUUGGGUCGAACCGAAAUAUUGCACAAACAGAGUUUAAUGUUGUUGAACUGCUCUAUGGAAUUUUCGAUAUUUUUUUGGUUAUGUACCUGGCAAACGACAUUACCGUUUCGAGUGACCGAUUAUCUUACUGCUUGUUUGAGUCAAAUUGGAUUGAGCAAACUGAAUCAUGUAAAAAGUAUGUUCUGAUCAUGGCCGAAAUGUUGAAGCAACCGCAACAACUGGUCAUCUUGAUUUAUCCAAUGAACCUGGAAACUUUUGUGAAGAUUGCCAAUGGUGCCUACAGCAUGUUUAACAUAUUGAAAAGUUUAUAGUGCAACUACACGUCAAUAACCUGGUUUCAGCCAAACACUUUCACUUGACAAAAAUUUGGAUUUGAUUCAG
Molecule: messenger RNA, 1330 nt
Organism: Bradysia coprophila
Lineage: Eukaryota; Metazoa; Arthropoda; Insecta; Diptera; Sciaridae
Product: odorant receptor 94a-like
Biological process (GO): detection of chemical stimulus involved in sensory perception of smell; sensory perception of smell
Cellular component (GO): plasma membrane
Molecular function (GO): olfactory receptor activity; odorant binding
Source: RefSeq, a predicted model, not a curated record